AUGGCUCCACCAAAGAAAACCGUCAAGAAGAUGGAUCUUACGUCAUUUUUGAAUGAUGACACUUUUGGUUCAUCUUGGGCUGAAGAAGAUGUUGAUUUGAACAAGAUCACCAUUCCUAUCGAAACGGCCAACGCAAAUACCAUUCCGUUAUCCGAGUUGGCUCACGCUAAAAAUAACAGCAACAACAUGCACUCCGGCGGUUUUGGUGGCAGUUUCGGUGGCAGUUUCGGUGGCAGUGGUGGUAGAUCCAGACUAGACCCUGCCUUGGGUGGGGGUGUUUCCGACAGAAGAGAGGAAUAUCCUGUUCCAGAUGCUCCACCAUACAGAGCUGUCAUCAACAACAUUCCAUGGGACAUUUCCCCAGAGGGUGUUCAAGCGUGGGUUGAAGACGGUUUAGUCAAGCCUGAAGCCGUUGAAGAAGUUGUUUUACCAAAGAAUCUAAGAGACCCAACCAGAUUAAAGGGUAAUGCCUUUAUUACUUUGAAAGAAAAGGAAGAUUUGGUUGCCGUUUUGAAAUUUAAUGGUACCAAAUUGAACGAAAGAACUGUUUACGUCUCUGUUGCCGCUCCAAGAAGAAUGGGUGGUGAUGAUGUCGACUGGAGUAGUGCAAGGGGCUCUAACUUCCAAGGUGACGGUAGAGAAGAUGGACCUGAUCUAGAUUGGGGUGCCGCCAGAGGUUCCAACUUCAGAGGUCCAAGAAGAGAAAGAGAAGAAGUUGAUAUUGACUGGACCGCUGCAAGAGGCUCCAAUUUCCAAAACUCCUCAAGACCGCCAAGAAGAGAAAGAGAAGAAGUUGACAUCGACUGGACCGCUGCAAGAGGAUCCAAUUUCCAAAACUCUUCAAGACCACCAAGAAGAGAAAGAGAAGAACCAGACAUCGACUGGAGUGCUGCUAGAGGUUCCAACUUCCAAAGCUCUUCAAGACCACCAAGAAGAGAAAGAGAAGAACCAGAUAUCGACUGGAGUGCUGCUAGAGGCUCCAACUUCCAAAACUCUUCAAGGCCUCCAAGAAGAGAGAGAGAAAGAGAAGAACCUUCUUUGGACUGGGGUGCCGCUAGAGGUUCUCAGUUUGGCAAGACUCAGCAAGCCAAGAGCUCCCACAAGGAUAAAGCAGCAUCCAACAAGAAGCCUACCGAAGAACAACCAAAAAUUCAAAAAUCUGCCUAUGAUGUUUUACGUACCGAAGAUGAUGAUGAAGAUGAAGACGUUGCUGAAAAGAAAAAUGAAGACGUAAAGGAAAGUAAAACCGAUGCUGGAGUUGAAGAUUUACAAGAAAAAACCGCUCAAUUGACUGUUGAAGAUGGCGACGAUUGGGAAGUUGUUGGUAAGAAAUAA
Molecule: messenger RNA, 1335 nt
Organism: Saccharomyces eubayanus
Lineage: Eukaryota; Fungi; Ascomycota; Saccharomycetes; Saccharomycetales; Saccharomycetaceae
Gene: TIF3
Product: Tif3p
Exons: 1
Coding region: 1-1335 (444 amino acids)
Molecular function (GO): RNA binding
Source: RefSeq, a predicted model, not a curated record